AUGACUAAUGAAGAGAUUAGGGCGGCUUUUCUAACUAUAGCUCAAGCCAUGACGGCUCAAGCAAAUAGAGAUGUGGUGCCUAGGGUAAAUGCUAAUGAGAGUACGGCUGACUCAAGGUUGAGAAACUUUGUGAGGAUGAAUCCUCCUAUAUUUUUGGGCUCUAGAAUUGGGGAAGAUCCCCAAGGAUUCUUGGAUGAGAUUUACAAAAUUGUGGAUGCUAUGGGAAUAUCUUAUAGAGAGAAAGUGGAAUUGGCUUCAUACCAAUUGAAGGAGGUGGCCCAAAUUUGGUACACUCAAUGCAAGGCAAAUAGCCCGGAGGAAGCGGGUGCUAUAGAAUGGGAGGAGUUUAAGGAAGCAUUCUUGGGUAAGUACUUUCCCCUAUAUAAGAGGGAGUGCAAAAUUGAGGAGUUCAUUAAUCUUUGGCAAGGUAAUAUGAGUGUGGAGGAGUAUGCUUUGAAGUUCUCUAUGUUGUCUAGGCUUGUUGUGUAUGCUCAAUCUAUCGAGGAGUCCAAGAAGACUAGGGUGAGGAAGGAUUUGAAAAGGGGUAGGUAUGAGGAUCAAGGACAACCUAGGUUUAAGAAGAGGGCUACAAAUCAAGAUUUCUCAAGUGCUCCUAAGGUUAACCAUGAAGGAGGUGGUGGUUCUCAAAUUGCUAAGGCUACUUGUUCCACUUGUGGGAAGAAGAAUUUUGGGAAGUGUCUAUCCGGCACUAGUGGUUUCUAUGGUUGUGGGAAAAAUGAUCACAAGGUAAGAGAUUGUCCUAAUAUUGUGGCUAAAGGAAGUAAUGCUAGGCAAGCUCCUUAUAGUGGUCCUAGUGUUGAUGGUCAAGCAAGGAAUCCUUUCUAA
This is a messenger RNA of Solanum stenotomum, 846 nucleotides long. RefSeq lists its product as uncharacterized. Bases 1 to 846 code for a protein of 281 amino acids. The transcript is spliced from 2 exons. Lineage: Eukaryota; Viridiplantae; Streptophyta; Magnoliopsida; Solanales; Solanaceae. The record is from RefSeq and is a predicted model, not a curated record.